AUCGAAGUUUUUCCCACCUCCAAGGCAAAAGACCACGGUACAAAAUCAAUUUAUUUGCACCGAACAGCGAAUAUUGCUUAAAAGCUCAAUUAAAUGCCAGUGCGAACUGCAUUUAGCGAUCAUUAUUCGUGUUAGCGUCCGUGGGUGUCCUGGCAAGGGGUUGCGACUGAGUUGACCCUCGAUUUUCUUUUGUGUGCGUUGAGGCAAAACCGCAAAAGUGGAUACCGAAACUGUGAAAAUUGAGGAUUUGAUGGACUCUGAUCCCGAAAUCGAGUUCAUCGAAAAGGACAGCGGGAUGUCAUCAUUGGGUGGCAGCAAGGACGAGACGCCCGAGCGGCGGGCAGUGGCCGCUACAUCAAACGAGCCUCAGGGCGAGAAUUACGAUGAUGAACCCGACGAGUCAUUUGGCGAACGUUUCUGGGGACUGACGGAAAUGUUCCCCGAGCCGGUGCGCAAUGCCGUGGGUGCAGUAACCGGAGCCACCGUUAGCGGCUUCAAGGGCCUCUACGCGUUCUCGUGCAGCGCCAGCUGGAUUUUCUUCACCAGUUCCGUCAUUCUGUUCGCGCCCGUUAUUUUCGAGACGGAGCGCGCCCAAAUGGAGGAGCUGCACAAGUCGCAGCAGAAGCAAGUUCUACUGGGUCCCAGCAGCGCGAUGGCUCCGAGCGGACCUUCGCCCAGCCUUCCCUCGAUUCGUUAACCUAGCCACUUACGCAUAUUAGCACUACGAUAACCGGCGUCGGGGCUCUGAACUCCGAGCUCGGAUUUGCCACACGUUAGCUUAAGUUUGUCGAUACCAAUCAAUCCCAGUCGCAGUCGAUGUCGAGGACACCACGGACGACCGAAACAAUAGCAAAAUCCUCCAAAGAAAGUCACCCAACAGCCACACCCUCAGCCUAGCAUUUAUGCGUUCACACACCUCCCCCGGAAAUAUCGGUUACCACUGUCCCCUUCGACUCGAAACGAUGCGAGCAAUUGCAAAACUUCAGAUAGGUGUUAGCAUUGUAGUUGGCGUACAGAGUAUAAACAAACAACCACUAUGGUUCAAACCAAUUAAUAAAUAUUCGUUUAUUAAGAGUUAAAA
This is a messenger RNA of Drosophila bipectinata, 1081 nucleotides long. It is a transcript of the gene mge, whose product is annotated as translocase of outer mitochondrial membrane 22 homolog mge. NCBI's taxonomy places the organism in Eukaryota, Metazoa, Arthropoda, Insecta, Diptera, Drosophilidae. Gene Ontology annotation, cellular component: mitochondrial outer membrane. The record is from RefSeq and is a predicted model, not a curated record. Gene Ontology annotation, biological process: intracellular protein transport.